Plasmodium yoelii is the source of this 3666-nucleotide messenger RNA. Its product is annotated as nucleic acid binding protein, putative. The record is from RefSeq and is a predicted model, not a curated record. Lineage: Eukaryota; Apicomplexa; Aconoidasida; Haemosporida; Plasmodiidae. The transcript has 3 exons. Bases 1 to 3666 code for a protein of 1221 amino acids.
AUGUUUUAUUUGUAUAACAAAAUUACUUCAUUAUCAACAAAAUCGCAAGGUGGAAAUGAAAAAAAAGAUAAUAAAGAAAAUGUAACGAAUUGUUUGGAUGAUAAUAUUGAUAAAAAUAAAAAUUAUGAAGAAUGUUAUAAAAAAGACGAAGAUAUAUUUUUACUAUUUGAGGAUACAAAAUUUGAAAACUCAAAUAGCAUUAAUAAAAAUGUGAACCCUCCAAUCAAAUUGGACAAAAGUGAAGUAGAUAAAAUUGGUAAUAGGAAUGAAAAUAAAUUAAAAGUGAAUUUAAAUAAACAAGAUAAAUUAGGAUGCGAAAGUGGGAAAGAAAAUGGGGAAGAAAGUGGGGAAGAAAAUGGGAAAGAAAAUGGGAAAAAGGACGUAAUGAAUUUUGACGAUGACGGCGAUAACUUUUUUAAAAUAAAUCACAACAAUUUUUGCAAUUUCGAAUUUUCGAACUAUAAUGAUAACAAUCAUGAGGGUAGUAAAGAAAAGUUGGAAAAUAGUUUUCCAAAAUUUGAAAGCAAUUCAAGUAUUGACUGGUCAAAUAUUAAUUUGAAAAAUAAUACUAAGAGAUAUUUGUCAAAAAAUAUGGAGGAUGAAUUUCAAAGUUUUAAUUUUGAAAAUGAAGAUUUUGAUGAUUAUAGAACUAAGGACAAUGAGGAGGUUCCAUCGGAAUGUAAUAUAAAAAAUGAAAAAAUAUUUAAAGAGAAUGAAAACAUAUUUAAAGAGAGUGAAAACAUAUUUAAAGAGAGUGAAAACAUAUUUAAAGAGAGUGAAAACAUAUUUAAAGAGAGUGAAAAAAUAUUUAAAGAGAAUUCAGAUUUUUUCUUCCCUGAAACAGCUUGGAAUAAAUGUAUAAAUGAUGAUGAAAAAGUGAAUGAAAGAAUUGAGAUAAAUGUUAGUAUUAAAGGAAAAAAUUCAGAUGAAAUAAAUUCAAACAUUCUAAAAAAAAAUGAAUUAUAUGAAAGUUCUUUUAAUUUGAUGGGGUUUAAUGAUAUGGCAUAUAAAAAAGUUGAAAAAGAAAUUAAAGAAGAUCCUUUUAUAUUUAAAUGUGAAUCUUUAUAUAAUGAUGAAAAUAAUAUUUCUGAAGAAAUCGUGAAAUAUUAUAAAAAUAAAGAAAAUAGUUUUAAUGAAAAUAUAAUGCAUAAUGAUAUGCAUUCAGAUUUAAUAAAGAAUUCCGAAAUAGUAGACAAUGCAAAUAUUCCUAAUAAUAAUAAUGAUAAUGAUUUACCAAAUUUUGAGAAUGAAAUGAAGAUUAAAAAUAAUACAGAACAUAUUGAAAAUAAUUAUUGCGAACAAAAUGAUGUAGAGCAAAAUACAAUAGCUGAACAUUUUCAAGAGAAUAAAAAUAUAACUCCGAAAAAAAUACAUGAAAUAGAAGAAGUUAAAGUUAAUUGUAGUGAGAGGGAAGAUGUGAAUAAGUGUGUUAUGGAGGAAUGUGCAGAAUAUAACGAUAAAAAUAAAUGCAAUUCUUUUGAUAAUUUUUUUUAUGAAAACCAAAUAAAUGAAGCAGAAGAAGCGAAAGAAAAAGGUAAUAUUGAAUCGUUUUUAUUUGAAAAAAAUAUGAGUUUUAUAGAUGAUGAAUAUGAAGAAAUAUGUGAAUGUGGUACAUCAGGAGAUGAAAAUAUAUCCACAAAUUUGUUAAUAAAAAAUAAUGAUAAUAUUAUUCAAGAUAGUUUAAAGAAAGAAGAGGAAGAUAAAAAUAAAAUAAUGUUUUUUGAAAAAGAAAAAAUGUGUGAAGAUAAUGAAUUAGUAAAUAAUAUAAGCAGAGUAAAUACUUUAAUUGAUGGAAAAAUUAUUGAAAUAAAUAAUAAUUCAGAUGAAGGAAAAAAUGUUGAAGUUUUAGAGGAAAAUGAAUUAUGGGGUGAUAAUACAUUUAUUAAAGAAACGAAAUGUGAUAGCAUCUCUGAAAAUAAUAUAAAAGAGUAUGAAUCAGAUAGUAUACUAAAUGGAAAUAACGAAUUAUUUGAAAAAGAAGACGAUGAAAAUAUAUUUUGUGAUAAAGAGAAGUUGUAUGAAAAUGAAUUAUGGAAUGAAGAUAAAGAAAUUAAAUUUUGUGAAUGCAAAAAUAGCAGUUUGGGGAUUGUUAUUAUGAAUAGUGAAGAGGAGGAAGAAAUGGCAGAAAAUGAGGAGGAAGAAAUGGCAGAAAAUGAGGAGGAAGAAAUGGCAGAAAAUGAGGAGGAAGAAAUGGCAGAAAAUGAGGAGGAAGAAAUGGCAGAAAAUGAGGAGGAAGAAAUGGCAGAAAAUGAGGAGGAAGAAAUGGCAGAAAAUGAGGAGGAAGAAAUGGCAGAAAAUGAGGAGGUAAAGAUGGCAGAAAAAGAAGAGAAAGAAGAAACGGCAGAAAAGGAAGAGAAAGAAGAAAUGGCAGAAAAGGAAGAGAAAAAAGACGAAAUAGCAGAAAAUAUAUUAUGUGAAAAUACAUUAUGCGAAAAUACAUUAUGCGAAAAUAACGAAUUGUUUGAAAAUAAAAUGUUAUGGGGCGAAAAAAAAAUAAUGAAAAGGCUCACGAGAGAAGAAAGUAUUGGAAUAUUUACUGCUAAUCAGGAUGAAGAAAAUAUAAUUUUAAAAAAUAAAGAGAUUGAAAUAGAAAAGUGUUCAGAAAAAAAUGAGGUGAAAAUUGAUAUUGAAAAUGAGAGUUUACAAAUAUCAUUAGAAAAUAAAAAAAAUAGUGAAAUAAAUGAAGAUCAAAAUAAUUUUAGUUCACCCAUAGAAUUUCAUGAAAUUAAAAAAAAUAAUAAAAGUGAUAAUUCGAAGUUUGACCAAAUUUCUAAAGAAAAUAUUUAUUCAAAAAAUAAUAAUUUAACUUCUGUAAAUCUUUCAAGAUUUACUUAUGAAAAAAUAAAUGAAAUAAAAGCAAAUAAUAGAAAAGAAAAAAAAAGUGAUUCAAGUGAUAAUGAUAAAAAAAGUGAUCCAAGCGAUAAUGAUAAAAAAAGUGAUACUUAUAAUAUAAGUUGUAAUAAUAUGAGAAAUAAAAAUAAAUUGUGUAAUUUGAAAUUUGAUAAAAUAAAUGAACUUGAAGAAAAUUUGUCUAAAGAAAGAAAAGAAAUUAUUAAUUAUUGCCAAGAUAUAGAUAAAAUAAGUUCUGAGAAUAAUAAUUUUAUACAUGAGAAUGAAAUAAAAAUUGAUUUAAAUAAUAAUGAUAAUAAAAAAUGUAAUAUAAUAAGUAAGAAAGAGACAAAAUUAAAAAAAAAAAAAAAACGAAAUGAUGAUGUAGAAAAUAAUAUCGAUGGAAAGUUAGGUUCCAUUACAAAUAAGUUUGAAUAUGAAUCAAAUAGUUUAAAUUUUUUGAAAGCAUUAAAAGGGUUGCCAAAUCUUGAAUUUUUAAAAUGCAAAGAUUUAACCCCAUUUUUGCGUUAUUUUAACAUAGUUUUGAAAAAAGUGACUAUUUGCUUCAAUAAUGAAUGUUUUUUUUAUGUUUUGGCUGGAGACGAAACAGGAUGUGCUUAUGUUAAGCUGCGGAAUGAAUUUAGGGAUUUAUUCAAAGGGCAUGAAUCAUUUAUAAUAGAAAAUUGUUCUGUGAUGGAAGAAGGUUUUCACAUCAUUUUAGAAAUGAAUAAGUAUAGUAAUAUAUACCCAUUGAAAUAUAAUACUAUUAAAAAUAUAAAUAAACAUAUAAAUUUUUCAGAUGCCAAGUUUGUAUCAUUAUCUGAGCAUAUAAUAUAA